This is a messenger RNA of Octopus bimaculoides (California two-spot octopus), 2112 nucleotides long. RefSeq lists its product as uncharacterized. Gene Ontology annotation, molecular function: GTPase activator activity. The record is from RefSeq and is a predicted model, not a curated record. Lineage: Eukaryota; Metazoa; Mollusca; Cephalopoda; Octopoda; Octopodidae. Gene Ontology annotation, biological process: signal transduction.
ACCUGCAACUCGAAGGUCCAGAUCACUUGACCCGACAGAUAGACUCCAGAUGUCUCCAUCGAAAAAAGCCAAAAACAAGCCUUUCUUCCAGUCCUUGUAUUCUUCGAAAAAUUCCAAAAAGACUGAAGAAACAAAAUCAAAGGCAGGGAAGUCGGUUCAAGCCAGAACAGCAGCAACAACAGCACCUGCACCUGAGGACCGCGGUCGCCCAGGAAAGAAAUCUUCCAGUACUUUUGUUAGACAACGGAAACGAAGUGCAAGCCCCUUUCAGCGUUUCCUGAAGAGACGCAAAGAUGAUUGGUCUGUCUCCAAAAUUCCUGUGAAGAAGAAAAUAUCUUCCCCAACAAAUGCUUCUGUUUCUCUGGUGACUUGUGCGAAAAAAAAGGGCAAUGAUGUCUCCGUAGUGGUAUCCCCUGUCAAAAGAAAGCAAUCAAGUCAUGACAAUCAGUUGCAAGUUUACCCCCAGACAGUUCCACUAGCUACAGCAGAAGACAGUGACUCUGAUUCUGACCAAUCAGAUGCUGGCUUUUCCACUAUUUCUGGUGGCACAGUUAUUUUUGUCCCACCUAAACAACGUGCUGAUCUGUCUGGAGAGACCUUUGAGAAGGGUUUAAAAGGAAGCAUCAACAAAGCUCUUAGCAAAAGAGACCUUGUACUCUGUGACCAUUCUGUCAAGGGCAGGAAUCCUUUGGAAUCAUCAGUUUCACUCCGUACUCGAUCUCGGUCUGUUGACAAUGAGCACGAUCUGGGGUCUUCACAUCUGCAAAGCAAGCGUUCACGCAGCGCUUCGGAAGCAAAAGGAACACACAGGCCAAAUGCGAGAGCGAGUUUUAAGGUGACAAAUGAAACCAAAAAGAUUUUACAAAGAGCUCAAGUACCGUCUGAAAAUCUCAUCCAACCAGGAAUUAUUUCUUCAACUCCAAACACACCAUCAGUCGAUAAAAUCCAUUCUGUGCGACGAGCAUCAUCAGCUAACGAAACUUUACAGCAGAGCAGUGUCAAAGAGCAUGCUGUACGUCGUACAGCAUCAAUGGCUGUACACAAACAGAACUCAUCUCUGCCUGUAUUAAAAUCCAACAUCUUGAAGACACGAAUGAUGCUACAAAAUCAACAACAGAACAUGAAUACUAGGCCAUCACCAUCAUGGUGUCGUCCUGUUAACGAAGGUUCGGCAACGAAGCCGUUGCUGAAAAGAAACAUCUCUGAAGCAGAUCAUUUUUGCAAGACACCAAAAUGUACAAGACUUCGUAGAAUUUCCAACCCACUUCCUGCCUCACCCACAUCCAGCACCCCAGUCAGUUCACGUCGGAAAACUGAAUACAAACAAAUGAUCAAGGCAUGUCUCAACUCCCCAAAUCUGCACAAAAAUUCAUUUCCUCCUGAAACCAAGAUGCCCGAAUCAGAAUUAGCAAAAAUCAAUUUUGACUACUUGUCUAAUCAACAGGACAUGUUACUGUACCAACUGAGAAGUAUCGAAAAGUCGUUCAAAGAAUUACCUGUACCGAAACCACCGAAAAUGGAGAUAGAUCUAGAAGAACCUCCUGAAAUAAACCAUCGGGGUAAAGAGAACAAUUCGGUUUUCCUAAGCCCCGCUCCAAUCAUUAAGUACAGACGAGAGCGAUUGCCCAUGGAAAGUAUUGAUACUGAAGACGGCGACUUGGGGACACAUGAGACUGGAAACCAUUUGAACGAAAGUCCUCACACGCUGCAGAGCAACACACAAUCACGGCCCCGGGUGAUUACUUCAGAGGAAGAAGUGCCAAUUAUAUAUGUGCGGAAAGACCCCAAGCCUCUCCCACAAAUACAGUCUAUUGGGGUACAUUUCAAGCACCCUAAAAGGGUCACACCCCAUAUUCUGUCCUAUUAUAAGUAUGCAAGAUUUAACGUAUGAACGCAUUUGCAUGCAUCAACCCAUGCCAGCAUGGAAAACAGACUUAAAAUGAUGAUGAUGAUGAUGCACUUCAUUGCCCAUCCUCUUUUUCUUUUUCUUUUCUUUUGCUCUUCCACUUUCUUCUAGAACAUUCUUGCCAAAUUUUCCUUUUUUCUUAAUGUUUCACUUGUCUGUAUUGAACUGCAUUAUGAAUUCAAAUUUUCAUGUGUUAAAGUUUACAU